UUUUUUUCCUCAGGUGGCUUUUCCACUGUGUUCCUGGUGCGUACCCAUGGUGGAGUACGCUGUGCAUUGAAACGAAUGUAUGUUAAUAAUGUGCCUGACCUCAACAUUUGCAAAAGAGAAAUAACAAUUAUGAAAGAACUCUCUGGGCACAAGAAUAUUGUAGGCUAUUUAGAUUGUGCUGUUAAUUCUGUUAGCGACAAUGUGUGGGAGGUGCUCAUCUUAAUGGAAUAUUGUCGAGCGGGGCAAGUCGUGAAUCAGAUGAAUCAGAGACUUCAGACAGGCUUUACUGAGCCAGAAGUACUGAGGAUAUUUUGUGACACCUGUGAAGCUGUUGCCAGGUUGCAUCACUGUAAAACCCCAAUAGUUCACCGGGACCUGAAGGUAGAGAAUAUUUUGUUGAAUGACAAUGGAAACUAUGUCCUUUGUGACUUUGGCAGUGCCACUAACAAAUUCCUUAAUCCUCAGAAAGAUGGUGUUAAUGUAGUUGAAGAAGAAAUUAAAAAGUAUACAACACUGUCAUACAGAGCUCCUGAAAUGAUCAAUCUUUAUGGAGGAAAACCAGUUACUACCAAGGCAGAUAUCUGGGCACUUGGCUGCUUACUGUAUAAACUUUGUUUCUUCACACUUCCCUUUGGGGAGAGUCAGGUUGCUAUUUGCGACGGAAAUUUUACCAUUCCAGACAAUUCCCGAUAUACCCAUAAUGUACAUUGUUUGAUACGGUACAUGCUUGAACCAGAUCAAGAACGGAGACCCGAUAUCUUUCAAGUAUCUUAUUUUGCCUUUAAACUUGCCAAAAAGGAAUGUCCAUUGUCCAAUAUUAAUAAUUCUCCUGUCCCUUCAACUCUUCCUGAACCCAUGUCAGCUAGUGAGGCGGCUGCUAGAAAAAGCCAAAUAAAAGCCAGAAUAACGGAUGCUGUUGGACCAACAGAAACCUCAAUUGCACCACGACAAAGACCAAAGGCCAAUUCAAGCACUGCCACUUCUAAUGUGCUAACUAUCCAGAGUUCAGCAACACCAGUAAAAGUAUCGGUUCCUGGUGAAUUUGGUAACUGUGUGCAAAAAGGAACCAUAAGACCAGGAAAUGGACAAGAGAUCUUGUCUCAAGGGACCAAUCAGCAUCCUCCACAACAAAAUAGAGUACUGCAGCAACUGCAGCAGGGGGACUGGAGAUUACAGCAGUUGCACCACUUGCAUCACCAGCAACAAUUACUUCAGGAUGCUUACAUGCAACAGUAUCAACAAGCAAUGCACCAGCAAAUGAUUCAACAACAACUUAUGAUGCAAUCUAUGUACCAACAGCAACCUUCCCCAUCCCAGUAUCCUGCCAUGGUGCAACAAUACCAGCAAGCUCUCUUACAUCAGCGGAUCCUUGCACAGCAACAUCAACAGCAACCUCAACAUCCACAGUCUCCUGAGUAUCUUACCUCUCCUCAAGAGUUCUCACCAGCCUUAAUUUCCUACUCUGCAUCACUUCCAGCUCAUGUUGGAGCUGUGAUGGAUUCUCCUUAUCCGGCCAAUAGGCAAGUACGCAUAUUCUCAGCCGUUCCUGAUGCAGAGGCCGUUUCCAGUUACCCAAAGCAGAACAUCAGUAACCCACCUGAUAUGUCAGGCUGGAACCCAUUUGGAGAGGACAAUUUCUCCAAGCUAACAGAGGAGGAGCUACUGGACAGGGAAUUUGACCUUCUGAGAUCAAACAGGCUCGUGGAGAGGAGAACAUCCUCAGAUAAGAAUGUGGAGCCAUAUUCUGCUCCACAGAACCAUCCUUCUGAAGAUCCCUUUGGUUCUGUACCUUUCAUUUCUCACCCAGGUUCUCCAGGAAAGGCCACUGACAACUCAGCCAGCAGCCAAGAAAAUAAUUUAGGGAGCCCAAACAAGGCUGAAAAAUCAAGUCAAGCCUCUCGAGAGCACCAUCCAGGAAGAAAAACUGCAGGGGGACAAGUGCAGAAAGGAAAUGAUGAGUCAGAGAGUGACUUUGAAUCUGAUCCUCCUUCUCCCAAGAGCAGUGAGGAAGACGAAGAACAGGAGGAUGAAGAUGUCUUACAGGGGGAGCAUGGAGACUUUAAUGAUGACAAUGAUACAGAGCCUGAGAACUUUGGCCAUCGGCCUCUCCUUAUGGACUCUGAAGAUGAGGCGGAGGAAGAGGAGGAAGAAAAGCAGAGUUCGGAUUCUGAUUCCGAUCGCACCAAGGGAAAGCCCAUGGAAGGGAUCCCUUGUGGUAGAUACAGAGAGGUGGGUGGCAGUCAUGAAGACAGAGAACCCAAUGUAGCACUCUCUUCCCUGUCUGAGUUACCAAGUACUGUGGCCAAGGUAAGCCCUGGCCAAGAAUUUGAUGUGUUUGGAGCUGUCCCUUUCUUUGCUCUUCAGACUCAGCAACCUCAGCCAAGAGAAAAGAGUGACACAGAUUUCUCCCCUCAGCCAGCUUUUCUUGGCCUGAGGCAAGAGCAGGAUGACUUUGAUGUCUUCACCAAAGCCCCAUUCAACAAGAAGGUGGCCCAGGCAGAUGGCCCGGUUGUCGGAGCUGAGACCCAAACCUCCCCUACUUCUCCCCGAAGUGUGGAUAUUUUUGGCUGCACCCCUUUCCAGCCUCUUCCCACCCCAAAGAGCAGUGAAAGCAGAGAGGACCUCUUUGGGCUUGUCCCCUUUGAGGAGAUUACAGGGAGCCAGCAGCAACAGAAGGUGAAGCAGCAGCGGAAUCUGCAGAAACUCUCCUCCCGGCAAAGACGCAUGAAACAGGAGGUGCCCAAAAGCAAUGGGAAGCGCCACCAUGGCACCCCGACCAGCACCAAGAAGGCUUUGAAACCCAGCUACCGCACCCCAGAGAGAGCCCGCAGGCACAAAAAAACUGGCCGCAGGGACUCCCAAAGCAGCAACGAAUUCCUAACUAUCUCCGACUCCAAGGAAAACAUAAGCGUUGCAUUGACUGACAGCAAAGAUCGAGGCAACCCUUUGCAAGCGGAUGAGAAUCUGCUGGACCCCUUUGGAGCCAAACCUUUCCACCCACCAGACUUGAUGCGGAACCCACAACAUCAAGGACUGGCUGACAACCGUGGGGACCAUAAUAUAGUAGUGCCUGGUAGACCUCGACAGAGCUCCCUGCACGGGGCCGUUCACGGUGGUGAUGGGCUAAAAACAGAUGACUUUGGUGCAGUGCCCUUCACAGAACUGGUUGUGCAGAGUGUAAUGCCACAGCAGGCCCAGCAGCAACAGGCAUUAGAGUUAGAUCCAUUUGGGGCAGCUCCAUUUCCUUCCAAACAGUAAGUGCUCCCACCAGACUAUUUCUCAUUCCCUGCACUAUUUAACUUCGUUUUUAAAUAGUGUAAUAAUUCAUCUGGUUGAAUUGACAGGAAACUGAUUUUUCGUACAGUUUAUUCAGCCUCGGUACUGCAUGCCCAGCGUUCCCCCAGAAUUUUAAAUCCUGUGGUUUUGUAUUGUACAAAACACCCAGAAAAAGGAGGAAGCAUUUCAACAGGACAGCGCAUUUCCAGAGCAGAAGAGGAAUCCGACAUGAGCUAUUGUUUCAGCCACUGACUUUGUAGCCAUGAAAUAUACUGUUCUGCACUUUUGCAUGGCCUUUUCGCUUGUAGGCGAGGGGGAAAACCAUGGAAGAAGGUCUGCCAUGAUGCAUCCAGUUAGUCUGAUGGAAUGGAAUCCUUCUAUGAUACAAACCUUUGACUCUCUCUGAGACCUGAGAUAAUAUGUAUGUGCUGGUAUCCAUGAUCUGCUGGAAAUUCUUCAGUCUCCACCUUCUAAAUGAAAGCUCUUUUCUAAUCCUAACAAAGAAACCUACUCAAAGGAUUGUGUCUCAAGAUUUCAGAGCAUGGUGGUGGUUUGAGAACUGGUGCACAAGUAGAGGUGGAAGGCCAUUUUUGUGUGCCUGAACAUUAAUAUUUUUACAGUAAGUGCCAUUAAUAUAAAAUAGCAAAAUGAAAGUCUAGAGUUAAAACUAAAGAUAUAGAGAAUAUAUUGGUUUGCCAGAUAAAAUCAUGGGUAACAAAGUAGCAGAAAUACAGCCAGCAUUUGCAGCACUUUGAAGACUACACAGUACAUUUGACAAGAGGGGCUGAUUUACCUGGAUGCCAUGUCUAGCACAGCGGGAGUAUAUCAGAUCAUCAGUAAAAUUGGCAGCAAGUGAAAACACGUAAAGAUUACAAAUCAGUUUUAUUCAAUUAUCAAUUAGGGUUUGCAUCUGAGAAUACCACUUUUUUUUUUUCUCUUGGAUUUUUAUUCCAAACAAAAUCUGUGUAUAUCUUUAGAAACUGUUUUUAAACAAUUAUGAAAUUGUCACAUAAUAUUCUUUUAAGUUCUGACAACUCUAUUAUUGUACUUAGUCUGUUUUAUCAGAGUUUCUGCUAAAUGCACUGAGCUAUGAAGAAGCUAUACCGUGAAACCACAGAGUUUCAGAAGAGAAGCAGUAAGCAGCAGGUAGCUUGUAGAUGCUGAUUACUAUUCUGUCAGUAAACUGCGUUUCACACCACAAGGCCUUACAGACAGGACCCACUUCCUGCUACAAAGUACCUCUUAAGCCGACAGGUGCACAUGAGAGUGCUAAAAAGUAUAGUACACAGUAUGUCAUGAUGGGCUGGUGAUGCUAAUCCACUUGGUGAAUACAUGAUUUAGUUGUUGUUAUAAAAGUAUAUACUACCUGUAUAUGGGCCUGAUUCUCCACUGUCUUGUACCUUGUGUCUAGUCACUUACACCUGUUGCAAAGUGAGCAGAAAUCAGAGUGGUGGUAUUUGACACCUAUUUCACAUUCAUUUUUCGCAGGCAUAAAUGACUAGACACUAGAUGGAAGGAAUCGGGUCUUCUUUGUUUAUGUCACCAUGGUAUAUCUUGCUCUGAAUAUUGACAUUUUGCACAAAAAGCCAAGUUUUAAAUUAUUUGAGACAAAUCAAUGGAUGAAUGAAUUGUAUAUGCAGAUGCAGUGAGUGUUCCCUUCCUACCCACCUGCCCUCCUCCCCCCAGACACACUCACUCUCUCUCUGGAUUAGCUGAAAUCUAGAUUAAUACAUUUCUUCCGAAAGUCUUAAGAAAAAUACAGUUAGGUGCAGACUCUUCCAUAGAUUUUUCCAGAGGAGUCUGGCUCUUUUCGAGCACAAAAAUAAAAAGGAGACUUCUUAAAACAAAUUGCUGCUCUCCUUUGCUGGCUUUAUUCAAUUUUCUUUGACUGCUUUUUUGGAUUGACUAGAAACCACCUGUAGCUAAAGUAUUCAUGUCUCUAGUCCUAGACAAGAGAAAUAAGAUACAUACAUGGGUCUUUAUCUCUUUCUCUUCCUCUCUUUUUCCUUUAUUCUGACAAAACAGAUGAAAUUCAAAUACAAAGUCUUGCUGAGUUAGAGAUGUCCUUCUCGUGCUAAAAUGUUUAGCUUUGAGAGACAGUUAAAAAUGGGUAACCUCUAUCUGCAUCUGAAUAUUCCAGUUUUUAGACUCUGUCCCUAUUAAUCUUUCCUAUUCUUGUGCCAAGAAGCAGAUGUCGAGCUUGCAUUUUUUUCUGGCUCUCAGGUUAACAUUGAUUUACGAAGAAACACACGAAACUGCUUUUACGUAGCUUUUUAUUGAAAUUUCACACACAUACCUAAUUAGUUGUUGGAAGAUGUUAGUUCCAAAAGUGAUCA
Molecule: messenger RNA, 5612 nt
Organism: Gopherus flavomarginatus (Mexican gopher tortoise)
Lineage: Eukaryota; Metazoa; Chordata; Testudines; Testudinidae
Gene: BMP2K
Product: BMP2 inducible kinase
Exons: 15
Coding region: 76-3258 (1060 amino acids)
Biological process (GO): protein phosphorylation
Molecular function (GO): ATP binding; protein kinase activity
Source: RefSeq, a predicted model, not a curated record